Molecule: messenger RNA, 512 nt
Organism: Rhipicephalus microplus (southern cattle tick)
Lineage: Eukaryota; Metazoa; Arthropoda; Arachnida; Ixodida; Ixodidae
Product: L-fucose dehydrogenase-like
Molecular function (GO): oxidoreductase activity
Source: RefSeq, a predicted model, not a curated record
UCGUCAUACCGGGUGACGUGUCAGUGGCAACAGACGUUGCAGAAGUUGUGCAAAAAACAGUGAAGCACUUUGGAAGACUCGAUAUCCUCGUAAACAAUGCUGGUAAAUCCCAGAUGGGAUCUAUUGAAAGUGCCUCACUGGAAGAUUUCAAGGGAGUAUGGGAGGUAAACUUCUGCGGAGCACUGUGUAUGAUGAAGAACGCGAUGCCGUACCUACGUCAGACUAAAGGUAACGUCGUAAACGUUUCCAGCGUUGCAGCAAUAACACCGAUCCCAUGUGCUGUGCCUUACGCUGUCACGAAGGCCGCCCUCGAACAUCUGUCGCGAUGUGCUGCCCUAGAGAAUGCUCCGUAUGGUGUACGUGUGAACGCAGUAAGACUCGCCUUGGCUCUCUCUAGCGGAGGCGGUAGCUCGACGCCAGUGCUUGGCUUCGACGUGGCCAUUCCGGACCUUCGGACUGACAACACCAUAUUUAGUGCUCACGACUCCAUUCCUGCCCUAACCUCCAGCUAA